UUAAGGCACGUACAUUGCUUAGCUUUGAAUUUGCCUCUGAGCUCUGUAGCAGCAUUUGAUUAAGGAAGGGAAGAGACUGUUUCAGGGGUUUCAUUGAUUAGUAAACCUCCGAUGCAAGUAAGAUCGGGGCCGUGGUUGUUCCAAUCAUCGAUCUCGCCUCUCGAGAUCGCACCUCCAUGGCUACUUCAAUCCGCGAGGCGUGCUUAGGUUACGGAUUCUUUUACCUGGUUAAUCACGGCGUGGAAGACGAGUUGGUGCAGAGAGUGUUUGAUGAAAGCACCAAGUUCUUCUCUCUGCCCAUCGAGGAGAAGAUGAAACUUUCUCGGAAGGCGCACAGGGGUUACUCCCCUCUCUAUGCUGAGAAGCUCGAUCCGACUGGCUCAAGUUCUAAAGGUUUUUUUCGGGAUGCAAAAGAGGGGUAUGAUAUUGGCCCUUUGUCAGGCAAGGGAACUGAAGCUGAAUUAAAUCAGUGGCCUUCAAGAGUGCUGUUUCCUUCUUGGAGAGCUACAAUGGAAUCCUUCCAAGAGAAAGCCCUGCUUGCUGCAAGACAGUCAACGUCUUUGAUUGCUUUGGCUUUGAAUCUGGAUGAAACCUUCUUUGAGAAAAUUGGUGCCUUCAAUAAUCCAUCGAGAUUUCUUCGACUUCUGCAUUAUCCAGGUGACUUGAGAUCUCCCGAUGAAGAACUAUGUGGUGCUUCUGCACAUUCAGAUUUUGGGAUGCUCACUCUCCUUACCAAUGGGGUUCCCGGGCUUCAGAUAUGUAAAGAAAAGUUUGAUCAACCACGAGUUUGGGAAGAUGUUCUCCAUAUAGACAAGGCAUUCAUUGUCAAUGUUGGGGACAUGUUGGAAAGGUGGACUAACUGUUUGUUCCGGUCAACUCUACAUCGAGUGACUCCAGUUGGAGAAGAACGCUAUUCGGUGGUUUUCUUCUUGAAUCCCGAUGAAGAUUGUGUUGUGGAAUGUAUUCAAAGUUGUUGUACUGAGUCAUCUCCCCCAAGGUAUCGAUAUUUCCCUCCUUUUAUAAUAUUAUCUCCAAAAAGCCCAUAAAUGGCGACCUAGUCGGCAAAAGUUUGUAGUCUCUUGGUCAUACUGGUUUAGAGGUCUUAAGUUCAAAUCUUUCGGUGAAUUUAAUACCAAAAAAUCUUGAAGUCUUCUAGGUUCGGGCCUUGGGACAAACGUGAGUGCCUGUAAGUAUAGGGAAGCAAAGCUCUGACUUCUAAUUGUUAAAAAAAAAAAAAAA
Momordica charantia (bitter melon) is the source of this 1239-nucleotide messenger RNA. Its product is annotated as kihadalactone A synthase LFS. NCBI's taxonomy places the organism in Eukaryota, Viridiplantae, Streptophyta, Magnoliopsida, Cucurbitales, Cucurbitaceae. The record is from RefSeq and is a predicted model, not a curated record.